AUGAUCAAGCAGCUGAGCCUGAAAACCGUGCACGGGGAAAAUUGCGUUCUCGACAGUAUUAUGGUGGCCAGUCGCCAUCCUACCGAGCUUUGCUAUUUUACUCGAAUCUACGGCGUGGAGGCUAAUAUUGUGGAUGACCUAUACUCGAAUGGAUUCAGCGACAUUAUCGAAGUGAUCAACUUCGUUGGGGGGAUUCAUUUAGACGGCAAAGUCCUAGCACAAGCGCACUCAUCAUGUUCGAGGAGAUCACGCGCCUUCUAG
Molecule: messenger RNA, 261 nt
Organism: Penicillium riverlandense
Lineage: Eukaryota; Fungi; Ascomycota; Eurotiomycetes; Eurotiales; Aspergillaceae
Exons: 2
Coding region: 1-261 (86 amino acids)
Source: RefSeq, a predicted model, not a curated record